UUUAUACAGUCUAUGGGUAAGAUGAGAGGCUCUUGUUUCGUCCUCUCCGGUGCUGCAGCUGAAGGAACAGCUGAGCAGGGAGGGAACAUGAAAGUGAAAGUGUUUAGUUAGUUCCUUCUUCAGAUUAAAUGUUGUGUCGACGGAGUAGAGAGGGCAAACUCGGACAGGUAUGAACGCUACAUACCAUUGGAAGGCUAAAUACUGUACUGAAGAUGGGUGAUUUUGUGGGGGAAGAGGAGGCCCAAGCAGAGUCUGCAGUCUCUGACCAUCUAUCUCUGAAGAGUAAUCGAUCCAAAGCCAAACUUCUUGACUUCAGUGGUGAACCUGGACCCUCUGACACACAAGCUGAUCUCAUCAGACAGAGAGCAGAGUAUGCAGGCUCUGACCGUCUGUCCAAAUUUGAUCCUCCAGACUUCAGUGCUGAACCUGGACCCUCAGACACAAAAGCUGAUCUCAUCAGACAGAGAGCAGAGUAUGCGGGCUCUGACCGUCUGUCCAAAUUUGAACCUCCAGACUUCAGUGCUGAACCUGGACCCCCGAAUGCAAAAAAGAGGAAGAAGAGUCCUGUCUCUAUGGAGGAGCAGCCGUCCUGCUGUGCUGUGUGUCAGGACGUCCUGAAGGACCCAGUCUCUACCAGCUGUGGACACUGGUUCUGCAGACAGUGCCUCACCUCAUACUGGGACCAGCCUGGUCUACGUGGACACUCCUCCUGUCCCCAGUGUGGACCUCAGACAGACCAUCAAGGCAGGACUUUACAAAGUGCUCUGCAGGAGCACAAGAUCAGUCUGAAGAGGAGAUGUGAACAUGUGACUGAAGGAAGUGAUGAAGCAGGAAGUAGAACCCACUUCAACAGGAUCUACACUGAGCUCUACAUCACAGAGGGACAGAGUGAAGAGGUGAAUACCCAACAUGAGGUGAGACAGCUUGAGACAGCCUCCAAGAAGAAGAUCCUUGAAGACACUCCCAUCAGGUGCCAGGACAUCUUAAAACCCUUACCUGAUCAACAGACAACCAUCAGAGUGGUUCUGACAAAUGGCGUUGCUGGGAUUGGAAAAACCUUCUCGGUGCAGAAGUUCACUCUGGACUGGGCAGGGGGCUCGGAGAACCAAGACCUCAGUCUGGUGGUUCUGCUUUCAUUCAGGGAGCUGAACUUGAUCAAAGGUGAGCGGUACAAUCUCCUCAAGGUGAUCCAUGAUUUCCAUCCAACAUUAGAGAAGGUCACAGCAGAGACGCUGGGUGUCUGUAAACUUCUGCUCAUCUUUGACGGCCUGGACGAAAGCAGACUGUCUCUGGAUUUCAACAACAGUGAGGUCGUGUCUGACGUCACACAGGAGUCAUCAGUCAACGUCCUGUUUAUGAAUCUCAUCAGGGGGAAUCUGCUUCCUUCAGCUCUCAUCUGGAUAACUUCGCGACCUGCAGCAGCCAAUCAGAUCCCUCUUUCGUGUGUUGACAGGGUAACAGAAGUCAGAGGCUUCACUGACGCCCAGAAGGAGGAGUACUUCAAGAGGAGGUUCAGUGAUGAAGAUCUGUCCAGCAGAAUCAUCUCACACAUCAAGACAUCCAGGAGCCUCCACAUCAUGUGCCACAUCCCAGUCUUCUGCUGGAUCACUGCAACAGUUCUGGAGCACAUGAUGAGCACAGGGCAAAGAGAAGAGCUGCCCAAGACCCUGACUGACAUGUACUCACACUUCCUGAUGGUUCAGACAGAGAGGAAGAAGCAGAGGUAUGCUGAGGGUCAUGAGAUGAGUCCUGAGGAGCUGAUUAAGGUUGACAGGGAAGUUUUCCUGAAGCUGACCAGGCUAGCGUUCGAACAUCUGGAGGAAGGAAACAUCAUGUUCUACCAAGAAGACCUGGAGCGCUGUGGUCUGAAUGUCAUAGAGGCCUCGGUGUACUCAGGAGUUUGUACAAAGAUCUUCAAAAAAGAGUAUGUGAUCUUCCAGAAAACAAUCUACUGCUUUGUUCAUCUGAGCAUUCAAGAGUUUCUGGCUGCAGUCUACAUGUUCAACUGUUACACAACCAGGAACACAGCUGCACUGGAGGCCUUUCUGGGGAAAUGUUACAAAGAUUCAACUCUAAAAGACCUCCUAAACCAAGCAAUGAUGAAAGCCAUGAGAAGUGAAAACGGCCACCUGGACCUGUUUGUUCGCUUCCUUCAUGGACUGUCUCUGGAGUCAAACCGGAGACUCUUAGGAGGUCUGCUGGGUGACACAGACAACAGUCCAGAGAUGAUCCAAAGAGUCAUCAACAACCUGAAGAAGAUGAACAGUGAUAAGAUCUCUCCUGACAGAAGCAUCAACAUCUUCCACUGUCUGAUGGAGAUGAACGACCACUCAGUCCAUCAGGAGAUCCAAAAGUUCCUGAAGUCAGAGAACAGAUCAAAGAUAGAACUCUCUGAGAUCCAGUGCUCUGCUCUGGCCUACAUGCUGCAGAUGUCAGAGGAGGUUCUGGAUGAGUUAGAUCUGGGGAAGUACAACACAUCACUGUGGGGACGAUGGAGACUGAUUCCAGCAGUGAGGAACUGCAUGAAGGCUGGACUUAAUCGCUGCUCACUGUCAGACACUCACUGUGGAGUUGUUGCCUCAGCUCUGAAGUCCAACCCUUCCCAUCUGAGACAGCUGAACCUGAGUGACAACAACCUGACGGAUUCAGGAGUGAAGCUGCUGUCAGCUGGGCUGGAGGGUCCGCACUGCAGACUGGAGACCCUAAAAUUGGGGAACUGCAGUUUGUCAAAGAGCAGCUGUGCUUCUCUGGCCUCUGCUCUGAAGUCCAACCCCUCCCAUCUGAAAGAGCUGGAGCUGAGUGGAAACGAGCUGCUGGAUUCAGGAGUGGAGAAGCUGAGUGGUUUUCUGGAGAGUCCUGACUGCAGACUGGAGACUCUGAGAUUAUGGAACUGCUGUUUGUCAGAGAUCAGCUGUGCUUCUCUGGCCUCUGCUCUAAAGACCAACCCCUCCCAUCUGAGACACCUGAACCUGGGUGACAACAAGCUGCUGGAUUCAGGAGUGAAGCAGCUGUGUGGUUUUCUGGAGAGCCUUCACUGCAAACUAGAGACUCUGGGAUUGUGCAACUGCCAGUUGUCAGUUGCCAGCUGUGCUUCUCUGGCCUCUGCUCUGAUGACCAACCACUCCUCUCUGAAAGAGCUGGACCUGAGAGGAAAUAAGCUGCAGGAUUCAGAAGUGACGCAGCUGUGUAGUUUUCUGAAGACGCUUCACUGGAGACUCUGAGGUUGAAGUACUUAUCUCCAUCAGAAAGGUGGAUGUGUUGAUAGAAGAUCGGCUGAAUCCUGAUGAUCCAGAUUGGUUGGAGCAGCAGCAACAGCAUCUUUUUAUAUAUGCGAAGGCUCCGAGUGGACAGUGUUACAUGGAGGAGAGCUUCGUCCAACAGUGACUGACCGUCAACUGAAGACCAAUUUCAACAAUACAUUCUCAAGUGAGCACUUAUUUUUUACAAAAGGAAACAAAGAUUACAAACAGACUUACAACAAGAAAAGAAAGCACAACAGUCCAUGUGUAGCAGGGAACCAAGGUUAAUAAACUCAAUCCAUCCUUUCCAACAUUUAUCAAACACAGCACUCUUGAGCCUCAGUGUAAACGUUAGUUUACAUGAGAAAAAUAACAUGCAUCACAUUAAACAAUCUAAUGCACGUGGAUCCUGACAUAACCAAUUUUUUCAUUAUUGCUUUGUUUUCUGGCCACAAGCAUUACUCUAAAUCACUCUAUCAUCUCAGAAAUAUUACAAAAGCAGAAUCUUUUUUAAAAUGUUAAAGACACAGAGAUGGUUUUACAUGCUUUUAUAUCAACACGGCUAGAUUACUGCAACAGCCUUUUUACCUGUCUUAACCAAAAAUCCCUCAACACACUUCAGAUGGUACAGAACUCAGCUGCCAGGCUGUUAUCCAGAACCAAGAAAUAUGAUCACAUGACGCCUUGUUAAGCUUCUUUACAUUGGCUGCCAGUAAGUUUUGGAAUUGAUUUUAAGAUUUUAUAGGUUACUUUUAAAGCACUCAACAGUCUCGGUCCCUGUUAUAACUCAGACCUUCGAACACAGUACACUCCACUCUGCGAUCCACAGGAAAUGGUCUGCUUUCUGUCCCAAAAACUCUUUUGCUGAAAACAAUCAAUCAAUCAAUCAAUCUUUGUUUGUAUAGCACCAAAUCACAACAAACGUUAUCCCAAGACGCUUUUACAAACAGAGCAGGUCUAGACUGUACUCUAUGUUAAAUUAUUAACAAAGACCCAACAUCAAGACAGGAUAAGACUCAUCUGCACAUCGCAGUAUUUAGCAAAUUACAGCAACAAGGAAACACUCCCUUUUAAUAGGCAGAAACCUCGAGCAGAACCAGACUCAUGUUAGACACAUAUCUGCCGUCACAAAAAUCAAGGGGGACAAGAUGUUUUCAGUCCGGGCCCCACAGCUGUUUGUAAUGUAGAUUUUGAAAAGUGCUUUAUACUGUACACAAAGAUUAUUAUUAUCGUUAUUAUAAACAUGUAAACUCUAGAAAAGCCAAUAAGUUGGGGUGGCAUCUUACCUAGAUACAAGACUUGAAAACAUAAGUCAAUCUUAGUUUUUAAAACUUGUUCCAUGCUAUCUCUUUUUGACUUCCAGUCAUUUUUCAUCUCUGAACAAUUCCAAAACACAUGAUAGUGGUUUGCCCUCCGAAUACCACACCUUAUCCAGCAGGCUGUUGGCCCCCUGUAUGUUUUAGUGCAGGUGUUAUAAAAGAACCUAAUCAUGGCUGUUGCAGCUGACUGACGAUUUAACCAAACAAAAACCGACACGCCGUGGAAGGCUAAGCACGGGAGUUUACCUGUGACGCACACUCACAGAAACACACAUCCACUUCUAAUGCUCGUUAAUGCUCUUUAUUUCUAGCAAUGUGCAACUUGAACAGAUGCUUCAUACAAUACAAGACAAAGUACAGAACGGCAAAACUAAUGUGGUGUUAGGCGUAGCGGUCAACAGAAAGUGUCACUCCCGACUCACCCUUCCUCGUUAACAAAACCAACAGACUACAGGUGCGUGGAAUUAUUUGUAACCAUCGCGCACACACCCACAGUGACAUACCCACCACUCAAGUGCCAGCAGAGUGCACACAACCCCCUCACAUCAAUAUACAGCACUUACCAACACGUCACAUAUAAAACACACACAUAUGGCUCCUACAAUGGCUGUUUUCGAACCUGUCUACUACACUAGCAGUACAUACUGAUUUGGCCAAAGUUCAGUAUGUAGUAUGUGAACAAGAGCAAAAUCUGCAGUAUGACAAAACUACCCAUAUGUCUCACUGAUUUGGGAAAACUUCUUAGUAUGCAUCAGACCUCUCACUUCUUAACUUUCUAAAUCAUAAGUGAUGCUUAAGAAGCAGUUUCGCUAUCAGCUUGGCUGUUGUUUACUUCUGCUUUCUGAUCCAACAGAACAGUCAGACUACAUACUAUCUUCAAACGCAGUAAGCAGUAUGCAGGACGUACUACAUACUGCAUUCCCAGGUAGUAUGAUGCAGGCGGUUUCGAUAACAGCCAAUGUUUUUCCAGUUUUAUCUCUCCUUGAUAGUUACCCUCAAGCUACCAUUUCUCUUUUAAGAAGGAUGUACUCACUCCUCUUAGUUCUUGAAGGCCUUCGUACAGCUUAGAGAUAGUUUUGAGACUUGGCUGAGGUUUGUAAGCUGAAAGGAAGAUUCUUAAUGUACUAGACCCAGAUAUAGAGUUUUUUAAACUUUCUUUGUUCACAUAUUUAUCUGUGUUAUUUUUGAAUUAUAAAUAUCUAAAGGGAUCUUUAAUGGCAAGGCCAUACUUCCUCUUUUAAGUCUUGGAAACUUUUGAAUGAAGAAUCUCCAUAUACCUCCAAAUAAAUAGCCUCUAGUAAACCAAAUCAACAAAAACUUUAUAUCUAUUAUAUCUAUAGUCAUAUUCACAUACCAUUUUACAUAUAUAUUUUACAAUUGAACUUUAUUCCAUUUUUGAAGUAUUAUCAGUUAGGUUUUUGAUAACAUUUUGACGCUAGUAUCCAAGUUUACUUGGAUAUUUAUGACGAAAUAAAUAUCCAACCAAUCAUAAAUGAAACACCAAGUCACGCCCAGAUAUGUUUACAAAACAACUGAACUCUACUGAACUGAAAUAAGCAGACUCCUCUCUGCGUCGUCUUUUUUCAAUAGCUUGUUUGCUAAUCAUGUACUGCCUGUAAUCUGUCUGUAUAGCUAUCUACCUGCUCUGUGCACCAUUGUGCUUGUGUCUGGCUUCACAUCCACUGGUGAAGAUGACAGCUUGUUGUCAUUCUUCUUGUUUCGUAAUUUCAAUGGAUUUGGGGAAACAUCAGGCCGCGGUUUAGAUGAGCCGCGGCAAAGUGGCUAAAGCAGUGCUGCAUAAGCUUUGCUCAUUUCCCCAGGACAAACAACAAACAAAAGACUGAUGACUGAUAGAGAACAUUGGGCCUCAUUCUUCAACACCCUCAGACUUUUCAUACAUUUAUUCCCUCUACAUGUAGCAUGGGUGUACAGGUUUAAACCAAACAUUGCAUGAUUGAAAUAACAGUGGACUACAGUUAAAUUAUGUAUUUAUAAUAACCUUUAAUGGUAUAAAGGUGCUAAGAGAGUGAAACACUAUCCAAUCAUUGUGCUCUGACUUGUCAGCUCUCAAAAGUGCAUCAGAGCGUUCGUAGAUUUUCUUCUGAGAAAACCCCAGAUAGAUAACUUUGGUGAAUGUCCAAAUAUUCUUCAAACGGUGUAAGUGGGUUUCAAGAAUGCAUGAGUCCUGAAGAACUGUUGGUAAAUGAGGUCCUUUGAACUUUAACCAACAGGUGUAGGACAUUCUGCAUCAGUCUGCAGCUGAAGUCUCCUUUUUACCAGUGUUAUGACUCUGAACACUUUGUUUCUUUAUUUUUCUAACAUUUUUUACUCUGAUAAUAAAAUCUAUUAAAGCCAA
Molecule: messenger RNA, 6914 nt
Organism: Notolabrus celidotus (New Zealand spotty)
Lineage: Eukaryota; Metazoa; Chordata; Actinopteri; Labriformes; Labridae
Product: NLR family CARD domain-containing protein 3-like
Exons: 11
Coding region: 213-3221 (1002 amino acids)
Molecular function (GO): protein binding
Source: RefSeq, a predicted model, not a curated record